AUGGCUGUUCCAGAGAAAACUCUGGAGGCCACUGUUGAUUUCAAGUUGUUUCCCAUUGAAAACAUCAGUGAGGAAUGUUUGAUUAAAAAGAAGCGCGAUUAUAUGGAACUCUUAAGUCCUUGGAUUCUAAGCUAUCCUUGGUGCAAAGAAAGUUUCUCAAUUAUGCCCCCAUGCUCCCAAAAUACGCGUAUGCACCUAUUCGGUCGUGUGGAUUUCGGGGAGAGUAUCGAUGAUGAGUGGUUCAUUGUAUGGUUGCNAUUUCAAAUCAGUCAAAAUGAUCCGUCAGUGGUGAUUCAAGUGCAUGAUGAAGAUGGUCAAUUUCUUCUGAUUGAAGCGGCGGACGAAUUGCCCGAAUGGUUAUCACCGGACAAUGCGGAGAAUAGAGUUUGGAUCCACAGGGGCUUGGUGUGUAUUAUUCAACGGGAUUUGUCAAAACAGUUGUCCGUUAUUGAUGCUCUUAAUCUGUUUGCAUCCAACCCAAAGGACAACAGCGCGUUUUUUACCUCGGAUGGACUCCAGUUGGCAAUUGCUAAGCGUAUUCAUGGGUAA
Messenger RNA from Echinostoma caproni, 549 nucleotides. Lineage: Eukaryota; Metazoa; Platyhelminthes; Trematoda; Plagiorchiida; Echinostomatidae. The record is from the annotation of a GenBank genome assembly.